CUAUUUGGAUGCAUGCUUUUUCCUUCUAAGCCUAAUUUUGCCCUGGAAAGGGAUUUAAAAAUAAACACAAGUACCCAAGAGUUGAACAAUCCUCUUAAAAGGAUGUAGCCAUUCUGAAAUCCAAGACGUGAGCUCUUCAACUACCACCGUCCCUCCAAAAGUUAGGUAAACCAGCCUAGCAAAGUUUCACCUUUAAAAGAUCAAGUAAGGCUCAAUUAUGAAGGAUUCUGGGGAUAUUUAACCUUGCUUCCCCUGCGCGAGUCAGUUAACGUGGGACAAGUACGUGUCACACUUGAAGGUAACACUAAAUCUUUCCCCGGUUGUUUCUUAAACACGGCAGAGAGACUCUGGUUCGGCUUCGCAGGGCUAGAGGAGGGGCUGGAGGCCCGGGGAAGGGUACUCCCGAAAGAAAAAUUCAAUUUAGAGAAGCAGUGAUGAGUCAGUCGCUUAGGAAGAACUGACCGAGAGGGAACCCAAGUAAGGCAGCAUCCCAGGUUCUAAUUACAGGCACCUCUUGACAUAACUUUUUUACUAUCUGGAAAAACACUGGCCAGGAAAAAAAAAUGAUAAAAUUUUUUCUAAUGGUGAAUAAACAAGGACAGACCCGACUUUCUAAAUACUAUGAACAUGUGGAGAUUAAUAAGCGUACACUUCUUGAAACGGAAGUCAUAAAGAGCUGUCUCUCUCGAUCCAGUGAACAAUGCUCUUUCAUUGAGUUUAAGGAUUUCAAGCUGAUAUAUCGACAGUAUGCAGCUCUCUUCAUUGUGGUUGGAGUUAAUGACACAGAGAAUGAGAUGGCAAUUUAUGAAUUUAUCCAUAACUUUGUGGAAGUGUUAGAUGAGUACUUCAGCCGAGUGAGUGAAUUAGAUAUAAUGUUUAAUUUGGACAAAGUACACAUCAUUUUGGAUGAGAUGGUGUUAAAUGGCUGCAUUGUGGAAACAAAUCGGGCAAGAAUUCUUGCCCCUCUACUCAUCCUUGACAAAAUGUCAGAAAGCUGAAUGAUGGCUCUGCCAGACAAGAUCUACUUGUAGAAGUGAGAAUACCAUGGAAUGAAUACCUUUCAACAUCUGUAGCCCAAGAAAUCUGGAAGACUCUGUAUUGCAAAAUGGGGUGUCUUCCAAAAACAAUUUAAAUAGAUGUUUCCCACAGUUCCUAAAUGGAAAACAAAACUGUACAUUAAAAUAUGGUGUACAAAGAAAACUUUUCUCUGAACUAAGAGACAAGUUUUGUUUUCUAGCCAUAAGCAUUUUUCUCCCCACUUGUCCAAAUUUUGUUGCAUUCUGAGGGUAACUUUUUUGUUCUUUGCUUCUCUUUGUACAUUUAAUUCCGGAUUAGCAGCAUGGGAAGAACAUGUGACAACUCAGCCAAUAAAAUUUUAAACACACAUAGUA
Molecule: messenger RNA, 1391 nt
Organism: Nyctereutes procyonoides (raccoon dog)
Lineage: Eukaryota; Metazoa; Chordata; Mammalia; Carnivora; Canidae
Gene: AP4S1
Product: adaptor related protein complex 4 subunit sigma 1
Exons: 6
Coding region: 564-998 (144 amino acids)
Biological process (GO): vesicle-mediated transport; protein transport
Cellular component (GO): intracellular membrane-bounded organelle
Source: RefSeq, a predicted model, not a curated record